Messenger RNA from Aspergillus melleus, 1860 nucleotides. It is a transcript of the gene rad7, whose product is annotated as DNA repair protein Rad7, protein. Gene Ontology annotation, biological process: SCF-dependent proteasomal ubiquitin-dependent protein catabolic process. Lineage: Eukaryota; Fungi; Ascomycota; Eurotiomycetes; Eurotiales; Aspergillaceae. The record is from RefSeq and is a predicted model, not a curated record. The transcript has 4 exons. The coding region runs from base 1 to 1860 and encodes 619 amino acids. Gene Ontology annotation, cellular component: SCF ubiquitin ligase complex.
AUGUUUGAUUCUUUUUUUAUUAUUUCUUUUUUACUCUCCGCCGCCUCUAAAUUGAGUGCUAACGGUGGUUUCUUCAGGGCGGACCGACGGCGCACCAGGAACAACAACGUUCGAGGCCCCCACUCUGCGCUUACGGAUUUCCUUGCGUCCAACAACAUAUCUGCUGCCCAAAUUCACGAUGACCAUCAAAGACGCCUCAGAGAAGCCGAGCGCCAGGAGGCUGCGCAAACCCCUCCAGAUGCUGCCGAACCCUCGGAGGGCGAGAACACCAGCGAGUCGCCCGAACAGAAGAAGAAGCGCAAGCGGAAGGAGUCGGCCACCCUAGCCAAGAUCAAACAAAGCAAGGAAUUUGCUCGUCGUAAGAGUCGGCGGACUGGCGAGCCUGAUGGCGAUGAUGACUUCAUUGCAAGGGAGAUGAUGCAUGAGAAGUCUCGUCCAAUGCCAGGCCAACUAGAGAAUUGCGAAAUUUGUAGCAAGCGCUUCACGGUCACCCCAUACAGCAAGACUGGACCCAAAGGAGGUCUUCUCUGCGCAAAGUGUUCCAAAGAAGUGGCCGACAAUGAAAAGAGCUCAAAGCCCAAAAAGCGUGCCCCGAGGACCGGCCGUCGCCAAAACCAGAGCAAUCUGCUUGACGGGAUUGCUCAGCACGGAGCAUUGAGCUUGGUCGAAAUGUGUACCAAAAAAGUUGCCGACAACAUCAAUGAUAUCGACGAGUUUGGAGAUUUGCCGUCGAAGCUGCUACACCGUCUUAGCCAGAUACUGUCCAGAAGGAGGGCGAUGACGCCGAGGACUUUAAAUCUAUUUCUUCGUCCGGACAUGGACUCUAUUGAUAUCUACGACUCUGCAAAACUUGAAACCGACGAUUUCCAGAAAAUUCUGACAUUCAUGCCUUCUCUGGCCCAUAUCAACCUCCGCUUUGCCGGUCAGUUGAAGGAUCGAGUUUUUGAGUACCUGCUUGAUCGGAACCUCCCGAUCAGGUCUCUGCAGUUGGACGCUGCCAACCUUGUGUCAGAUGCAUACUGGCGACGAGUAUUCCAGCGAUUUGGACCGCAACUAGAAAGACUUAAGUUGUCCAACCUUGACUUUGCUCUGGAUGAUGAGAGCGUCGCCUUGAUGUGUGAAAAUUGUCAAUCACUUCGCCAGCUGAAAUUGAAGUACUGUUGGAAGAUGGGCGAUGGUUCUCUCCAAGCCAUAUCGACCCUUCCUUUGCUGGAAAGCUUGUCCCUGGGCUUUGUUAAGGAGACCAGGCUCGAAAACCUUCUCGAGGCUGUGUCCAGGACUGGUUCGGGUCUGCGAACGCUGUCCCUGGAGGGGUUUACCAAUGCGGACGACCGUGUUCUCGAAACCAUUCACGAUCAUUGCAAAUCGCUCACCAAGCUUCGGUUUUCGGACAACUCGGUUUGUACCGACCAGGGCUUUGUGAAGCUGUUUAGCGACUGGUCAAACCCUCCAUUGCAAGUGGUGGAUCUCUCCUCGACGCGAGAUGUGGACAAUAACAAUCCCGACGGUCCGACAGACGCAACUGGUCUUGCGUCUGGGGGAUUCGUCGCCCUGAUGAAUCAUUCGGGCGCUACGAUUCAAAAGUUGAACAUCGCAUCUUGUCGUCAUGUGUCUCGCGCCGCUUUUGAGGAGGUUUUCUCGGAAGAAAAAAGAUACCCCAAUUUGAGGGAGCUCGACGUCUCGUUCCACACCACUCUCGAUGACUAUCUCGUCGGUCGGCUUUUCCGAUGCUGCCCGGCCAUCAAAAAAUUGGUGGCGUUUGCUUGCUUCAACAUCCGAGACGUGCAAGUCCCUGUUGGUGUCGCAUUGAUUGGGGGAUUGAAGGCCCAGGACUCGAUCCUUGUCGAAGGCGCGUUGUAG